Molecule: messenger RNA, 243 nt
Organism: Wickerhamiella sorbophila
Lineage: Eukaryota; Fungi; Ascomycota; Dipodascomycetes; Dipodascales; Trichomonascaceae
Product: 40S ribosomal protein S28
Exons: 2
Coding region: 1-243 (80 amino acids)
Biological process (GO): translation; maturation of SSU-rRNA; ribosomal small subunit assembly
Cellular component (GO): ribosome; cytosolic small ribosomal subunit
Molecular function (GO): structural constituent of ribosome
Source: RefSeq, a predicted model, not a curated record
AUGGAUACCAAGACUCCUGUUAAGCUUGCCAAGGUUACCAAGAUUUUGGGCCGCACCGGCUCCCGUGGUGGUGUCACCCAGGUCCGUGUCGAGUUCAUUGACGACGACACCCGCUCUAUCGUCCGUAAUGUCAAGGGCCCCGUCCGCGAGGAUGACAUCCUCUGCCUUAUGGAGUCCGAGCGUGAGGCUCGCCGCUUCCGCGCCAACCCACUGGCUCCUCUUUUGAGCAUGAAUUCGCGCUAG